Messenger RNA from Penicillium verrucosum, 1131 nucleotides. RefSeq lists its product as uncharacterized. The coding region runs from base 1 to 1131 and encodes 376 amino acids. The transcript has 2 exons. Lineage: Eukaryota; Fungi; Ascomycota; Eurotiomycetes; Eurotiales; Aspergillaceae. The record is from RefSeq and is a predicted model, not a curated record. Gene Ontology annotation, biological process: lipid metabolic process. Gene Ontology annotation, molecular function: phosphoric diester hydrolase activity.
AUGCGAGUAUUCAACCUCCUGGCGUUGUUGCCUGUGGUCCUUGCGAACCCUUUGGUCCAAAAGCGUACGACAGCAUGCAACAACUCUCCUGAUCUCUGCUCCAAGUCCUAUGGAGCAAUUACACACCUAGGCGCCCACGACAGUCCCUUUGUGCGCGACAGUGAAAGUGGCAACUCGCUAGCUGCCAACCAGUACUACGACACUCCAACACAACUAUCAGCCGGUGUCCGACUAGUAACAGCCCAAGUCCACAAGAGCAACUCCCAAUGGCGUCUAUGCCAUUCCAGUUGCGACCUGCUCGAUGCGGGGUUGUUGAGUGAUUGGCUGGCGGAUAUCAAGACGUGGUUGGAUGACAAUCCAAAUGAGGUGGUCACAAUCCUGCUAGUCAACUCCGACGAUGCUACCGCCUCCGAUCUCAACACCGAAUUCACAACAGCCAACAUCACCGACUACGCCUACGAGCCUACCACCCAAGGCACCGCACCAACCACCUGGCCAACCCUCCAAACCAUGAUCGACGACGGCAAGCGGCUGGUCGUCUUCGUGGCUUCCAUAGAAACCAGCACCAGCCACCCCUACCUGAUGUCCGAAUGGAGCUACAUCUGGGAGAAUCCAUACGACGUAGCCUCCGCAUCGAACUUCACAUGCGAAGUGGACCGACCGGCAACAUACAAGGGUAACAGCGCAUCCGCACUAUCGGCCAACCUCCUCCCAUUGAUGAACCACUUCCUGUACUCGAACAACCUCGCAAUUCUGGAUGUGCAGUACCCGAACUCCAGCUACGUGAGCACAACGAAUGCCGCGUCCGGUGGAACGGGUAAUCUGGGCACUGCGGCGACAACCUGUAAGAAGGCGUGGAAUGGACGACAGCCGACUUUUAUCAUGGUUGAUUUCUUCAACCGCGGUCCGGCGAUUGAUACCGUUGAUAACUUGAAUAAUGUUACCAAUGCGGUUGGUCGUAAGUCUGUCUCGGCGUCUUCGACUAGCGAUGCCUCGUCGACGAGUAAUGUGUUCAAGGCGCUUGUUGAACUUGCGGCAUCGGCUAGGUCGGGGACGUCGGUGUCGAUGGGGAAUUGGAUUUGGACUGGUGGGAACUGGGGUAAUCUGCUCGGUGGGGGGAUUUCUUUCUGA